GGCCCGAGUUCGUGAUCGUGUGGCUCGGGCUGGCCAAGAUCGGCGUCGUCACGGCCCUGCAGGACAUGGACUUCUACAUCUACGGAGACGCAGGGAAUUUGACUGCUCAAGCUGCGGCCGAGUUCCUACCGAGGGCCUUCUCGCUGGACGAGGAGCUCAAGAAGAUGGACACGGAGCGGCCGCCGGAGUCCAUUCGCAGGGACGCCAAGAUCUCGACGUCGGACAUGGCGCUGCUCAUCUACACGAGCGGCACAACCGGUUUGCCCAAGGCCGCUCGGGUCAACCACUUCAGCAUCAUUCUGCGCUCGCUGGCCUUCAAGUACUCGAUGCAUUUGUCCAUGUACGACCGACUGUACUGCGCGCUGCCGCUCUACCACACGUCCGGAGGCAACUUGGCAGUCGGUAUGAUGAUCUUCUCGGGCGCGACGCUGUGCAUCUCGCGGCGGUUCUCGACCACCAAGUUCUGGGACGAAGUGCGCGCGUACGACUGCACGGUGAUCCAGUACAUCGGUGAGAUGUGCCGAUACCUGAUGAAUGCGCCGGCCAAGGCGAACGACAAGGAGAACCACGUGCGCGCAGCUUUCGGAAAUGGCCUGCGGCCCGAUGUGUGGGCCCCGUUCCAGGAACGCUUCGGUAUUCCGUCCGUGUACGAGUUUUACGGGUCGACAGAGGGGCCAAUGGGCAUGCUGAACGCGUGCACGACCAAGGCGGACCAGGGCCACCUCGGCCGUCGCGGGUUUAUUAACAACGUGGUCACUGGUGUGGCAAUCGUCCGCUACGACGUCGAGAAGGACGACUACAUCCGCAACAAGAAGGGCUUCCUCCAGUGCUGUGCCAUUAAUGAACCAGGUGAGUUGAUCGUCAAAGUGAACCGGAAGGACCCCGCGCGAGGAUUCCAGGGCUACUACAAGAACACGAAGGAGUCCAGCAAGAAGGUGCUGACCGAUGUGUUCAAGAAGGGCGACAUGUACUUCCGGACGGGCGACUUGUUCAAGGAGGACGAGCGGCACUGCUGGCACUUUGUCGACCGGGUGGGCGAUACCUUCCGCUGGAAGGGGGAGAAUGUGGCCACCAAUGAAGUGGCCGAGGCCGUGUCCAAGUUCCCGGGGCUGAGAGAGAUCUGCAUCGACGGCGUCGAGGUGCCGGGCAACGAGGGCCGCGCCUGCAUGGCCGCUAUGGUGUUCGACGGGAAGUCGUUUGACUUGACCGAGUUCGCGCAGUUCGUCAAGCAGCGACUACCAUCGUACGCGAUGCCUCUGUUCAUCCGAAAGCUGGAGACGAUGUCCGUCACCGGCACCAUGAAGCAGGAGAAGGCCAAGCUCCGCAAGGAGGGAAUGGACCCGUCCAAGAUAUCGGAUCGUCUGUGGGUCUUCAACCGAGCCAAGGACAAAUACGAGGAGCUUACAAGCGCGAACUAUCAUCAAGUGAUCACCAACUCGCGUCUCUAA
Messenger RNA from Phytophthora sojae, 1448 nucleotides. RefSeq lists its product as hypothetical. The record is from RefSeq and is a predicted model, not a curated record. NCBI's taxonomy places the organism in Eukaryota, Oomycota, Peronosporomycetes, Peronosporales, Peronosporaceae. The transcript has 3 exons. Gene Ontology annotation, molecular function: long-chain fatty acid transmembrane transporter activity; long-chain fatty acid-CoA ligase activity. Bases 66 to 1448 code for a protein of 460 amino acids.